This is a messenger RNA of Daldinia caldariorum, 1448 nucleotides long. RefSeq lists its product as uncharacterized. NCBI's taxonomy places the organism in Eukaryota, Fungi, Ascomycota, Sordariomycetes, Xylariales, Hypoxylaceae. The transcript is spliced from 2 exons. The record is from RefSeq and is a predicted model, not a curated record. Bases 1 to 1191 code for a protein of 396 amino acids.
AUGGUCGCGGAUAUCCUACAAUCUUUAGCUAACAACGCCGAUGACGCGGAUGGCGUAGCGCAGCUAGUCGUGACGGCACUCGGAUCCGGAGGGCAGCAUUACAUCUGCUGGAAGACUCAUGCGGGUGAAUACAGACAACGAUCCCAUGGCCUCCCAAGGCGUUUGGAGGACUGGUUGUUUCCACUCGAUGGCAGCACCAGAGACUUCGAGACUUUGCAGGUGAUACUCUCCGGAGAAGACACGUUCUGGGCGUCGGAUAGGAAUGGCGAAGUUCGCAGCGAGCCGUCGGGUACCCAGCAGCAAAUGCUCCGAAGAGCUCUAACAUUUAAUGGCGGAAGCCCUUCUGCCAAGGACAAGCGGCGGAUGAGCAGGGCAUGGGAACUUUCAAGAGGCGAUACAGAGCGGCCGCGAUCCAGCACGCUGCCGUCUAUAUCACCAGCAGUAGACCAUCUUCCUGGACCUCAUCUAAAAGCAGACCCGGCGACCCAUAGCCGGUCAUCGUCUGCGGACAAGCUACGCAGAGUUUCCAUUGUACCGAUUGCUUUCCACCAACGGGGACGGUCGUGGGCUACGCGCCCGCGCAGCUUAGUAUACGGGGGCGAGGAUUUAGGGGUGUUGAAAGAACAGCCAAGUCCGCAAGGAGUCAACAACACUCCGCUGACGCCAGUGAAAUCGGCACCUUUGACGAGCGCCAAAGCGCCGGAACAUCGCUGCACAUGCGGCUACCACAAAUAUGGUACCGCAGAGACAAAUAGACCUGAGUCAACUAAAAGUACAAAGCCCCGGUCGACCUACGCGGACGCAAGCGUGCAAACAGACCCUCCGCCCAGCCCCGAAGCGAGCAGCACAGGCGCGUUCAACCCCGGUCAGCAGAGGAAGGCCGAGCACCACCGACGCCGGGAGUCCUCCUACUCCGCAAUCAGCACGGCGGAUUCCUACAACCCGUAUUCUUACCCGAGCAGCAAGCGCUCGAGCUUCGAGACCAUUACGACGCAGCCCGACCCGGGAUACUGUGGUCCGGAUACCGGGGGUAAAUAUACCGGAGGGUGGCAGCAGCCACCACCACCACCACCACAGCAGCAGCAUUGGGAGCAGCUCACGAAUCCCGUGGCGAUGGGUCGAAUGCAGGCUUACUUCCGCUCUUCGACGUACGUGCUUGGGGCCGCUCUUCAGCCCCAAGGGUUAGCUUAGGAGAAAAAGACUGGAAUAUCCGAUUUCCCAGUUCAGCGUAUUGUUCGUUGGGUGUGUAGGUCAGGUGUCUGAGCGCACAAGGAGUGCAGCAAGUUGUGGGUUGUACAUAUAAGGUGUAAUAUCAUCCAUGGGAGCGCAAGGCUUCUUUUAUUCCUGUAUAUUUUUAAUUAUUGGCUAUCUUGGGGCUUUUUAUACGUACCAAGAUAGAUAAAAUUCAGCGACCGGCCAGGUGCUUGGUAUAUUUAUUGCUUUCUUAU